Arabis nemorensis is the source of this 1110-nucleotide messenger RNA. The record is from the annotation of a GenBank genome assembly. Lineage: Eukaryota; Viridiplantae; Streptophyta; Magnoliopsida; Brassicales; Brassicaceae.
AUGCCAAUCAGCCGGAAAGUUUGGACUUGGGCCGUUGUAACGGCGGUUAUAGCCGUCCUGGUCGUUCUCUUCGGGCCAUCCAUCAUCGGACCGGAGAGUAUAGUUGGCUCUAAAAACGUCUUAACCGCGGCGAGGAUGAUCCCGCUUCCCGUAGAAGGACCGGAGAGCCUGGACUGGGACCCGCAAGGAGGAGGCCCAUACGUCGGAGUCACCGACGGUCGCAUUCUCAAGUGGCGCGGGGAGGAUCUUGGUUGGGUCGAAUUCGCCUACACAUCUCCCCACAGAGAGAACUGUUCAAGCACUAAGGUGGAACCUGCGUGUGGAAGGCCUUUGGGACUGAGCUUCGAGAAGAAAUCGGGAGAUUUGUACUUUUGUGACGGUUACUUUGGGAUAAUGAAGGUCGGGCCUCAAGGAGGAUUGGCUGAGAUGGUCAUUGACGAAGUCGAAGGCCAGAAAAUUAUGUUUGCGAACCAAAUGGAUAUAGACGAAGAAGAGGAUGUUAUCUACUUCAACGAUAGUAGCGACACCUACCACUUCGGGGACGUAUUCUACGCGUUUGUCUGCGGCGAAAAGACGGGAAGAGCGAUUCGAUACGACAAGAAAACGAAACAGGCCAAAGUUAUUAUGGACCAUCUCCAUUUCCCUAAUGGUCUUGCCUUAAGCAAAGAUGGUUCGUUCGUGCUUUCAUGUGAGGUCCCAACGCAACUUGUGCAUCGAUAUUGGGUCAAGGGACCAAAAGCCGGGACCCGCGAUAUAUUCGCAAAGCUCCCGGGCUACGCUGAUAACAUCAGGAGGACCGAGACAGGGGAUUUCUGGGUUGCCUUGCAUUCCAAGAAAACUCCAUUUUCUAGGUUUUCGUUGAUGCAUCCGUGGAUUGGAAAAUUCUUCAUGAAGACUUUGAAGUUGGAACUGUUGGUUUUUCUUUUCGAAGGAGGGAAGCCUCAUGCCGUGGCCGUGAAACUCUGCGGCGAGACUGGUGAAGUUGUGGAGAUUCUUGAGGAUAGUGAAGGGAAGACAAUGAAGUUUAUAAGUGAGGUUCAAGAGAGAGAUGGUAAACUCUGGUUUGGUUCUGUUUUCCUGCCUUCUGUUUGGGUUCUGGAUCGUCUGUGA